UCUGAAGCUGGCCCUACACGCUGCAUUCAUGUAUGCGGCUACAAAUGACAGCUACACAUUUUCCUUUGUUUUAUUUGUCAAAUGUAGCUACACGAUGUAGCUAUCGUUUGGGACCUUUUCAAUCCGUGUAUGUUCAGCUGUCAUAUUGUGGUUGUCAAACAUAUGGAAAAAUGGAAAUAAAUCAACUUCUUCCAACUUUAGCGGCUGAAGUGGCUACUCUCAUGUUGAUACUCAUAGAAGAGGAAGGCGAAGAACUGCAGCAAGAGGAAAAUGCACGGCGCUGCUGGAUGACCGAUCUAUUUCUGGAGAGGGAAAGCGUUUGGACCCGGCUGUUUAGGGCGAUAGAUGGCGAAGGACCAAACAACCGGCUAGAAAGUUUUCUACGUGUGAAUCGCGAAGAAUUUUACUAUCUUUUAAAUAGGAUUGGUCCAAAAAUUGAGCGACAAGAUACAACGAUGCGACCUUCGAUCUGCCCGAAGCAACGAUUAUGCAUCGGGCUUCGCUUUUUAGCUUCGGGAGACUCAUAUGAAUCUCUUGCUUUUUUGUUUAGGGUUUCUAGCAGUUCCGUAUCCCGUAUUGUGCGUGAUGUUUGUACAUACAUAAUAAAUGAAUUGAAGGAAUACGUUAAGGUAUUAUUUCACUGAUUUAAUAUGGUAACAAUUCCAUACUAAUACUCUCUUCUUACUUAUAAGAUGACCACUUUAUCUAAGCUGUUUGUAUAUAUAGUAAUUUUAAGUUUGGUUUCGUUUUCUGGUGCUCGUGUUAUUAAAGUCUAUUUUUCUAAAACUAAUAUAUUGCCUAAAAACUGCUGUUAUACUAUUUAACAAAUGAACUUGUUGCAAUAAACAACUAUUCAGGUCAUGUCACUAACGUAA
This is a messenger RNA of Anopheles coluzzii, 875 nucleotides long. RefSeq lists its product as uncharacterized. The transcript is spliced from 3 exons. The coding region runs from base 33 to 644 and encodes 203 amino acids. Lineage: Eukaryota; Metazoa; Arthropoda; Insecta; Diptera; Culicidae. The record is from RefSeq and is a predicted model, not a curated record.